UCUGACCUGGAAACUUGUUGCGAUUUAACCGCUGGCUGAAGCAGCUAACAGCUAGCUACAUUAGGAAGCCAGGCUAAUUUGCGGCUACAGCAGAUAAACUCUCGUUAGGUUCAGUCUCCAAUGACACCCAGCUUCCAGAAAUGCUCCCGGCUACUGCCUGAUAUCCGGUCGCUCAGAUCUCCUAAGCCUUGUCUCCAGCCCACCGGGAGCUACCCUGAUCCAGAAAUCGCAGUAACUUCUCGAUAAAAUGGAUGCUGAUCGACAGAGGCGAAGAGAAGAGAUCCAGAGGGCAAUGAGCUUCAUCCAGUCAUCAUUGCCCUUCCCUGAGCCAGAGAGCUAUGAGGCAUUUCUGACCCAGUUGGUGUGCAACUUGCUCGACGAGGGAAAUUCUUGCUUUCGAGAUGGUGACUGGCGUCAGGCAGCUCAGCAGUACGGAGAGGGAGUCAGCGUCGCACGCUACGCGCAGGCCGAAGCUGUCAUCAUCCCGCAUGAGCUGCUGGAGAGCCUCUAUGUUAACAGGGCUGCUGCCUUUUACAAGAUGAGGGAGUAUGAACGUGGCAUUCAGGACUGUGAGAGCGCACUGUGUGUGUCGGAGGGCAGCCGCAGGGCUCUGUACCGAAAGGCCCUCUGCCUGAGGGAGCUGGGAAGACUCAGGGAGGCUUAUGAGAGUGGAACCAAAUGUCUCCUAACAGCGCCACACGAUGUUCUGGUCAUCGACCUGGCCCAGGAUCUGGCCAACAAGCUGGGAUUGAAGGGCCGUAAAGCCUACGUCAGCCCGCAGACCGAGUCCACAUCUACCGAGGGCGAGAGUCACGGGGAAACGUCGCCGCCCACUGGAGAAAUGUCCUCCAAUGGGCUGGAGUCCCUGGGUGACAUUGGAGCAGCGGACCUGACGGACGCACAGUGCAUCCCCGCCCCCUUGGCCACGCCCAUCCCAGUCAGCGAUGACCCAGCCAUCACGGUGGUGACCUCGUGCACCGAGCUCUCGGAGAGCCCCAGCAGCCAGACCCUGCCUCCCAUGCCGUACUCCGUCCCGGUGUCGGAGCACAUGGACGAAUGCAGCACCAGCGUCAUUAAGGACGGCUUGGAGAACAUUUUGGACUGUAUGCCCAAGAAAGUUAGUGAGAGCCCGGUUCAAGGUGCCAUCCCCACCAACCUCCCCAACACAGCUGUCGGCCUUCGGCCUCCUUACUCGCCGGGCCUUCCAGCGCCGUCGCCCCAGCUUCCCCCAGCCUUCUUCAGCUCCUCCAUCAGCGACAUGCCCCCCCUGGAGAAUUACACGUCGCUGCGGGACCAGGCCUCCACCCAAGCGCAGGACGCACUAGGAAGCUUUUCUGCAGGGGCCUCAGACGGAGAAGGAAAGGGAGUCACUGCUGGUGGGCUCGACUCGUUGUCUGAAUACACUCUUCCUGGGGGGCGAGUGUGUCACAGUUUCAUCCCUGGAAUGCGCAACCACAGUGCUGGGCACACGAACGGACCAGGAGGAACCAACCUCUCUCUGCUCUCCAGGAAUCCUCUGGCAGCCACUCACGAGUUUCGCCAGGCUUGUCACGCCUGCUACAGCCGAAUAGGUCCUCGAGUGAUGGACUACAAGUACCAGCCAGAGGCAGCUCACCGCUGCAAGAGAGACGUGCUGUUAUGUCGUCUCAAAAAUACAGAUGAUCCCACCUGGAAGAGGAUUCGCCCCAGGCCCGCGCGGAAUAACUUCCUGGGAGCCUUUGUGCUUUGUAAAGAGGUGCAGGAGCGCCAGGAGUGCCAGUACGGGGAGAACUGUACGUUCGCCUACUGCCAGGAGGAGAUCGACGUGUGGACGCAGGAGAGGAAGGGGGCGCUGAGCCGAGAGCUUCUGUUCGACCCACUGGGCAGCACCGAGCGGCGGGCGCUCAGUGUCACCAGGCUGCUGCAGCUCCACAUGGGCAUGUUCAUGUUCCUCUGUGAGGAAUGUUUCGACAGUAAGCCUCGGAUCAUCAGCAAACGCAGCAAGGAGAAUCUAGCAGUCUGCUCAAACCUCACAGCACGGCACCCAUUCGAUGAUAACAAGUGCCUGGUCCAUGUGGUGCGCUCGGCCAACGUGCGAUACAGCAAGGUACGGCCCCUGCACCCCCUCUGCCAGUUCGACAUCUGUCGGCAUGAGGUUCGCUACGGCUGCCAGCGGGAGGACAGCUGCUCCUUUGCUCACUCUGUGAUCGAGCUCAAAUGCUGGGUUCUGCAGCAGGACACUGGAAUCACCCAUGAAGAAAUGGUCCAGGAGUCCAAGAGACACUGGCAAAGGCUGGAGCAGAACUCUCAAAAACAACACAAGCCCAUCCACAUCCCCCAUCAGAGCAACAGCAUGCCGGCGGGGGGGAUGGGGGUCCUUGGUGGUGGAGAAGGAGUGGGAGCGGGAGGAGUGGGUCCAUUAGGGGGUGUUGGUGUGGGGGGGCUGGUCGGAGGGCCAGGAAGGGGGCGCCCCCUCAACCUAAAGAUGAAGUUUGUCUGUGGUCAGUGCUGGCGGGAAGGACAGGUCAACGAGCCCGAUAAGAACCUCAAGUACUGCACCGCCAAAGCUCGGCACAGCUGGACGAAGGAACGCAGAGUCCUCCUGGUGAAAUCAUUUGAGAAGAAGAAGUGGGUGGUUGUCCGACCUCUGCCCUUUUCACGCUCCUACCCACAGCAAUACGACAUGUGUGUGCAUGUGAUGAAGCAGAAGAAGUGCCACUACAUUGGGAACUGCUCCUUUGCUCACAGCCUGGAGGAGCGGGACGUUUGGACAUACAUGAAGAACAACAACUUGAGAGACAUGCAGCAGAUGUAUGAGCUGUGGCUCCAGCUUACCAAUCAGAACAGACGGACGGAAAGCUCCGCUGUGACCCCGCCUCCUGACGACAAGCAGGUCACCAUCACAGCCGAUUACACAGAAAACCUGGGAGGCCAACAUCUGUCCGAUGGUGAUGACCUCUGAUUGUUACUCUCUGUAAACACAUCGGAUCAUUGCAGACAGAGAUGGAGGCGAGUCAACCAAGACCGGUUGCAGUCGAAACGCCGAUCAUCAUCCUCCCCUGUCCCCGGCGAGCUGCGAGAAAGCAGACGGGCGCUCAAGAUGUUUGAACCCCAUGAUCACAUAUUCAUCCACUUAAAUCUUUACACACAACACACAGACCCACAGGCACUGCUCAUCACUAAGAGAAGGCUUUUUAAGUAAGAACUAAAAAAUUAGUUUUAGUCAUUCUGCAGGAAUUUUACAGUUUACUCCCCUGAUACUCUGAGUCUGUGUCCCCCUGCCGCCUCUUUUCUUCUUCUUAGCACUCAAGCGAUUCACACCAGGACACGCUGGUCGCUGUCCAGAAAUUUGCCACAACAGUUAAAGACAUCACGCUCUUAUUUUUGAUGCUGAAACGUUACGAGAGCCGAAAAUUGCCAAGCUUCCCAGUGCUUCCAAAUUCAGCUAGAAACCGUGGAAACUGUAAAAGCGCUGGAAAAAGAGGUUUCAGGUGGACACGCCUCAUCAAACUAUCAACCAAAUCCUACUCUUCCCUUUACAGGAAUCAUGAAAACUGAUUUGAGUUUCAGCGUUUUUGGUUUUGUUUUUUUUUGUUUUUGUUUGUUUUUUUUUUCCCUCGGGGAGUUACACUUCUUUGUUAUAUCUGCCAUAUUGGUAGAAAGUUUUGAAUGUAAAGCCUGAACAGGCCUUCAAAACAAGGAAGUGAGUUGUUUAAGAUGUUAAUGUUGUAGAAUGUAUGCAGAUAUCACUCACCUGCCCUGAAAUCGGGUGACAUGUUAGCUCCAUACCAGCUGCUCCUGCAGCGGAUCGUCGCCCAGAGCCAAAGCUAAGACCCGUAUCAGUUUGACAGACAAGCGAAAGAAAAUGACUGAGAAGUUUUAAAGAUAUCGGUUUCUUUAAGAAAACUUAAAAUGUGAAUAUAACUGAGGUCGGUAUAGGAGGAACACAGAAAAGUCACUAAUUCAAAAUAGUUGAUUGUAUGAAGAGGAAUUUGUUCCAAUGUUAUUGAAAGAAAGAAGAUGUUUCAGAAAAGGAAAAACUUCAACAAAAAGGUUUUAAGAGUAAUUCAUACCUUGUAAGCAAAGGUUUAGCCAAUAUUUUUAGUUUGCUAUUUUUUUUUUUUUAAUCUUUUCGAUAUUUUUGCGGAAGACUUAGUUUUAUAACUGGCAUUCUUUUCAAAUCUCAUUUAGAUUUCACGCUCUUCACUUCUGGGUAAAGCAGCUUUUCUAUUGGUCUGCGAAUGUAACCAAUAGAAAUCAGUCUGCUGUGCGUUGCCAUUAGCAACGACAAUUCUAUUGGUCCAUGGGGACACCACCAAAAUGUAGAGGCUGAGAUCUGUAAAGAAUGCAAUAAAACUGGAUCCCAAAUAAGAUCUUUUUUUUUAAUAAUGUGGAGAAAAAAAAGACUGAAACCAUGAAACUUAAAGAAUUUUUUUUUUUUCAGAUAAUAAAAUUUAAAAAAUAAAUAAAUCUGAUUAAAUUAUUUGGAAAAAAAAAAGCAAACUAGAAAUAUUGUUUAAGUUUUUGAAUAUACUUUAUAAAUAGAAAACAAAAAAGCAAUUUCUCAGAUUUUUUUUUUAUUUUUUUUAUGUGUUCUUUGUUUUUAAUAAUAUUGGAACAAAUUUCUCUCCGUACUUGGCGUUAGCCUUAGGCUGGAAAAACUUGGGCUACACAUAAAACACAAUGACAGAUGUCUCAAUAUAUAAAGAUGAUUAUUUUUAUGUUUGUUGGUAAAAAGUUAAAAUAUUAUUAGACGUUCUAGUUCAGCCUCAAGUGUUCAGAAACUUUCUCCUGCAACCAUCAGUUAGAAAUUUUACGUUCUUGAUCCGACCCAAAUAGUCGGUCCCUGUUAGGUCAGAGGGGGGCCUCCGGAUCAGUCUUCUUCACCUUCUGGCCCCGAGACAUGGACGGAUUCACACCGCAUAACGUGCCUAAAAGAUAAAAAACACACUAUCAUGUGACACAAACACCCAUGCAGAAACGCACAUACACCCCACAAAAAAAAAACCAGACAGGAAACACGUUGCCAUCUUAUUUUAGCCUUUUAAAGUAGACCUGAGAAAUCAUGAGCGUAUGUCUUUAUUCAGUGACACGCAUAUUAUACAUACAUAUAAUAUACAUACAUACUAAUGAUAAAUGAUAACUUAGCAGUUAAGCUUAAUAAAUAUAUAUAACCUGGAAACUUGUAUUGAUUACAUAGAUAAACUUCUUGUUAUUGAGGUUUUGCUAUAUGACAUGUAUCGCUUAAUUAGAUGAUUAUAGUAUCUUUUUUUUAUUAUGAUUUUAUUUUAAGAUUUUCUUUUCAGUAAGUGUGGGUUGUUCCAGACAGGGUGGAUGGACCAGAUUUCAAAAUAAAAGCAUAGAUGGUUUACACUGCGACUAGAGAUCAAGAGAUCACGUAACUUUAUUUUGAUAUCUAUAUAUAAUAUAAAUAAUUAGUAUAAAAGUUGAUUUCAGAACGAAAUAAACUGAUUGUGGAGAUUUGGUUUAAGGGUUAAAGUUGAAAGAUGAGGGCAGGUUCAUGUGGGAGGAACAUGUUAGUUGUUUAUCCGGCCUUUGUCUGGAACAGCCCAGGUGUUAGCUUCUUUAAGAGAUCGUAUUACUAUCACUCCUAGUAUUCUGAUGAAUAUGAUGACUAUAAUUAUUGCUAUCUAUUGACUAUUCCUAUUUUUCUUCUAUAUGCUAUUGAUAUAUGUAUGUUAAUUGCAAUGUAUACCUUUCUCUUUAUAUAUGUAUCCAUGUACGAAUAUAAUUGACAGUAAUUGCGCCUCAGUGUGCUGAUGGACACAGAGGCUUGUAUACUCCCACAUAGCGCCUUAUUCAUUAUACUACACCUAUAAGAUACAUACAUAGCCCUAUUGUAUAAUCGUACUCACUAUAAGCAGUAUAUGAUACCUGAUAACCUAUGAUGAUACUUAGACAUCCUUUAUGAGGUGUUUUAGAUAAGAAACAGUGGCCUGUCUUCAUUUCUUUUCUCUGUGGCUGUGAAAUAUGUGCGGUGAUCAGAAAUAGAUUUUUUCUUUCAAAGUUAAAAAGCUCUGAGCCACGCCCCCCAAACGCUCCUCAUCUUCUUAUUUCAGCUCCACUUCAUUUGUUUAAUGCCACUUCCCGCCGUAGCGGUGAGCAGGAACUUUGCCAACGGUCAUCUUAAAGUCCCAGUAGUUGAAUUAAAAAAAGAAAUGUAAUGCAUUGUCUGUGUGACAGUACAGGAAGUUUUGUUUUGGAUCUAAGUUUAAAUUUCAACCUUUUUUUAAAAAAAAAA
Cyprinodon tularosa is the source of this 6241-nucleotide messenger RNA. RefSeq names its product zinc finger CCCH-type containing 7Bb (gene zc3h7bb). Gene Ontology annotation, biological process: miRNA processing. The record is from RefSeq and is a predicted model, not a curated record. Bases 248 to 2941 code for a protein of 897 amino acids. The transcript has 21 exons. Gene Ontology annotation, molecular function: metal ion binding; protein binding; miRNA binding. Lineage: Eukaryota; Metazoa; Chordata; Actinopteri; Cyprinodontiformes; Cyprinodontidae.